Molecule: messenger RNA, 2927 nt
Organism: Theileria parva strain Muguga
Lineage: Eukaryota; Apicomplexa; Aconoidasida; Piroplasmida; Theileriidae
Gene: Osbpl1a
Product: Oxysterol-binding family protein
Exons: 10
Coding region: 105-2885 (926 amino acids)
Cellular component (GO): membrane; cytosol; intracellular membrane-bounded organelle
Molecular function (GO): sterol binding
Source: RefSeq, a predicted model, not a curated record
UUUCUCACAUGUCUGGUUUUAAUUUGAGAUUGGUAAUUUGUUAAGGGUUGAAAUUUGUAUGAUGGUCUGUGGGACGAGAUCAUUGACUUUUGUAUAUAUUUACGAUGUCAUCGAGUAAGAAAAGGUAUAUACAUGAAGGCUGGAUACACAAAUGGACGAAUUUUAUUGGUAGCUGGAGACCAAGAUAUUUCAUGCUUGAACCAGAUUGCUUAUCCUAUUCUAUCGAAAAGGACGGCGUUGUAAAAGAAUCAUUCCUAUUAUCUCACUGCAAAAUACGUUUAUGCCCAGACGACCCGGUACGUUUGGAUAUUGAGGUAGUGGGUAGUUGUUUAUUGUGUUUGAGGACGGACACGCCCUUAGAAAAACACAAGUGGUACGUGUCAUUUAAGCGCGCGCAAAAGCUAGCGCUUCAGUCAAACCAGCGACGACAGCCUGGUGAACGCUUUCUAACUUCACACCCUGAAGAAACUAGGGCUCCAGAAUCGGAACCUCAAGAUAGUUCAAAAUACUCAGAAAAAUAUACUGAAAAAUAUACUGAAGUAUAUACUGAAGUAAAUACUGAAGUAAAUACUGAGCGGAAAUAUUUGUCGGAGAGUGGUAGAGUGAAGGAGUUUGAGCCGGUGGUUACGGAUAAGCCUGAGAUAUCAAAUAUAUUUGUGAAGACGAGAUCUGGCCGUGAAGCGAAACCUUCGUUAUCUUACAUUUUGGACAAUACUGAGACUUUUGAGCACAUUUCUUCUAAAAUCCUUAACGAACUUGAGACAACGACGGAUUCUGAGUCACUAAAGCAUCUCAAGACUUUUAGGCUAAUUCUGUCAGACUUUUGCUGUUCCAUCAAACGACUCUCCGAAGAGGAAUUCAGCACCGCUGAAACCAAACAACCGUACUACACUUCUAAAUCUGACAAGGCAUACUCUAAACCUGAGUACACCAAGACUGACCUCACUAAAUCCAAAUCUAAGGCUGAGAAAUUUAAGUCUGAGAAAUUUAAGUCUGAGGAGUAUUAUUUAUCCAAGAAUUUAGGCCUUGACGGUACAAAGCCGCUCAGUGUCCCAGUUCCAAACGUACACAAUCUAUUCUCUGAACCCAAAACUCCCGAACAAAACCACUUCCACCAACUCGAACAAUUAAAUCAAUUGGAUCAAAUAGAUCGAUUGGAACAAUUAAAUCGAUUGGAUCAGCAGGAUGAGGACGGGAGAUAUGUGUCAGAGGAGAAAUUGGUUCCGAAAGAGGCUCAGGAUUUGCCUGAGGCUCUGGAGGAGUCUGAUACUUCAGAGGAGUUAAUUGACCCGAACAAGGGCGCAAAUAUGCUUGAUUAUCAUGAAUUCACACUGGGAACUGGUUGCGAUGAUCCUACAGCGCUACUCCUAGCUGGAAAGGCUGAAUCCUCAGAUAAUUUCUCAUUCGAAUCCAAAGUCUCAGAAUUUCCCGUCAGACGGACAUCCGGCGAGUCAGAUUCUGACUCUGAAACUAAAACUAAAUUAGAAUCAAAGUUGGAUACCAAAUUUUACGAAACUGCAUCAACAGAGUCCUCAUUGUCCAAACUCUCACUCAAUACUUUCUCCAACACCGACAGAUCCAAAAUCAAACGUAGAACCGUUCUACCCAAACCACGCCUAGACCAUAAAGUAUCGAUAUGGUCGAUAUUGAAGGAUUUUAUAGGGAAGGAUUUAUCCCGUAUAAGAAUGCCGAUAGUGUUUAACGAGCCGACAUCGAAUUUACAGCGUGCAGCUGAGGAUUUUACGUAUUAUAAAAUCCUGAACGACGCUGCGGAUAUGGAAGAUCCCAUUGAACGACUUGCCAAUGUUACCGUCUACAGUAUCACGCCAUACUCCUCAGCCGUUGGAAGAUCAUACAAACCAUUCAACCCCCUACUCGGGGAAACAUACGAAAUCUCACACACAGGAUUCAACUAUUUCGCAGAACAAGUGGCGCAUCAUCCUCCGAUAUUGGCGUUUCAUUGUUUUAAUGAUAAAUUUGAGUCCUCGGGAAGCCUCAACAUGGUCAUCAACUUCACCGGAAAAGCCAUCGAAGCUAAUUUGAUGGGUCCGUUUGUGGUGGAUUUGAAGUUGGGUUCUGGUGUUGAGAAGUAUAAUCUUCAGAGGUGUAAUAUGAUAUUACAUAAUUUAAUUUUUGGUAAAAUGUGGAUUGAAGCCGUCGGAUACGUCAUCAUCAAAAACGUCACCGAAGGACACUUCUCCGUCAUGCAAUACCUCAAAAAAGGAUGGUUUAAUAAGGAGAUACACAAGGUGAGAGGUUUGGUGUUGGACAAGUAUGGCACGCAUCAUUAUUACAUAUCUGGAAUCUGGAGUAAACACAUCUUCAUCGAAAAAGUCUACUCCUCCGCAUCCAAAAGCAAAAACAAACUACUCAAUGACGACGGCUCACUCAUCUUCAACAAAUACCGAUAUAAGAAUGAGGCGGAUGCUUGGGAUGCGUUUGUGAAUGAUAUAGACUGGGAGAAUAUAAAUGUGGUCCCGAAUACGCGUAGAGAGGUGUGGAAGCCAUUUGACCGUCCAGACAAUAACGAGGAUUACUACGGAUUUGGUUACCUCACCAUGCAACUGAAUGAACUUACUGAGGACUAUGACAAGUCUAAGGGAGCGCAAAUGCCCAGAACCGAUUCCAGAUACAGACCAGACCAAAGAUUAUACGAAGAGGGGAAUCUCGAAGAAGCCACCGAACUCAAAAAGAAACUGGAAGAUAAACAAAGAGCUGUGGCGAAAGAUCGUAUGGAUAAUCAUAUAACGUAUAAGCCAUACUGGUUUACCAAGGUUAUUGAUCCCGCUACACAUCAAGCCAACUGGGUCUACAACGGUACGUAUUGGGAUAGAAAACGUGAUGGGUCCGUGGAUCAGGGAACACCUGAUAUCUUCGGACUAUAACAUAAUUUACUCACUAAAUUAUUAAUCUUAUUUUUAUUUCUA